UAUGUUUAUUUCCGGUGUAGAUCCACGUGUUGUUUUGCGUUGGAUAAAAAUGUCAUCAAAAACUAAAUCUAAGCGUGCUCCUGAUAAGUUUGGGUUUGUGGACAAAGGAGCUGAUGAAAGUGACUCGUCAGAAUCUGAGGAGAGUGUUUACUCUGGACUGGAAGAAGAGCCAGACUCGAGUGAGGAAGAACAGGGUUCAGACCAGUCUGAUGUUGAAGGUGUUGAUGAUGAUGAAGAUGACUCAGACGAUGACAAUGGGAAUUCAGACGAUGACUUUGAAAAGGGAAUUGAAUUAAGUUCAGAACAAAUGAAGGAGUUGUCUACAGCCAGUGAUGAUGAAUCUGGUGACCAAAAAUAUACAGGGAAUGUCAAAUCCUCAAAUCGUCGUCAACUCAAACAACAGCCUGUCAAAAUGGCAGACAGACCAGACGAAUAUGAUUACGAUUCUUCUGAUGAAGAGGAUAUUAGGAAUACAGUGGGGAAUAUUCCUCUGGAGUGGUACAGAGAGUAUCCACACAUUGGAUAUGACAUAGAGGGAAAUCGUCUCCUGAAACCAAAAAAGGGGGAUCAAUUAGAUGAAUUCCUCAAUAAAAUGGACAACCCAAACUACUGGCGAACAGUAACAAACAAAAUGACGGGACAAAAUGUUGUUCUCGGAAAAGAGGACCUGAAUCUGAUACAAAAUCUACAGGGCAGUAAACAUCCAGACUCGACAGCAGAGAAUUACGAGCCCUGGAUAGAUUUUUUCACACAUGAGACAAUGAUUCACCCAGUUACAAACCAUCCACAACACAAGAGAAGUUUUAUUCCCUCUAAGUGGGAAAAACUCAAGGUAGGACAAAUGGUGCAUGCUCUUAAAAUGGGUUGGAUGAAACUAACAAAACCCAAGACAGAGGAAGAAGAGGAACAGAAUUUUUAUAUGCUCUGGAAGGAUGACGAAGAGCCUGAAAUAACCAGAAGAUACAGGGCUCAUUUACCAGCCCCCAAAGUCCCCCUCCCUGGUCACGCAGAGUCUUACAACCCCCCACCAGAGUACUUACUGAGCAAGGAGGAGGAGGAGAAGUGGUCAAACAUGGAGCCAGAGGAGAGAAGAAUGAACUUUUUACCACAGAAGUACAAUAGCUUACGACUCGUACCUGCAUACAAACGCUUCAUUAAUGAGAGAUUUGAAAGAUGCCUUGAUUUGUACCUGUGUCCCCGCAAACCAAAAGUUAAGAUGAACAUUAAUCCUGAAGAUUUGAUUCCUAAAUUACCAAAACCAAGAGAUCUUCAGCCAUUUCCCACUUCCCAAGUAAUUGUAUUUAGAGGUCACGAUGACAUUGUACGGACAAUUUCUGUGGACCCAACUGGACAGUGGCUAGUGUCAGGAAGUGAUGAUGGAACAGUGAGAUUCUGGGAAGUGUCGACGGGUCGAUGUAUGAAGUAUGUUUCCAUGGAGAAAGAAAAUAUAGGAAACUCUAGCUGUGUUAAAUGUGUGGCCUGGAACCCAAAUCCUGAUGUCAGCCUUGUUGCCGUGGCUGUGGGACUAAGUGUGCUUCUAAUUAAUCCUGGAUUGGGAGACAAAAUGGUGACCAUUAACACGGACAAUGUAAUCAACUCACCUCCAGCUUCUGAGGAGGACACAACAGGUAAAAAACUGUAUGUGAAUUGGUCUGUCAUUGACCCCUCAGACAAGAGAUAUGAGAAGGGAGUCAGAUUUACUCUCCAACAUGCAAAGGAAGUAUCCCAGGUCACAUGGCAUGGAAGAGGAGAUUACUUUGCCUCAGUUAUGCCAAAAGGAGACAGUCAGUCAGUGCUCAUACAUCAGCUCUCACGACGUCGGUCACAGAAUCCAUUUACAAAAUCUAAAGGUCUGGUUCAGUGUGUCCUUUUCCACCCUGUCAGGCCAUUCCUGUUUGUUGCGACACAGCGCUAUGUUAGAGUGUAUAAUUUACUGAAACAAGAGUUAUCAAAGAAACUGAUGACCAACUGUAAAUGGGUGUCCAGUAUGACUGUCCACUCAGGAGGAGACAAUGUUAUAGUAGGAAGUUAUGAUUGUCGUCUCUCAUGGUUUGACCUUGACCUUUCCAUGAAACCUUACCAAACACUCAGGCACCAUAAGCGGGCUAUCCGAGCUGUUAACUUCCACAGGAAAUACCCACUGUUUGCCUCGGCUUCUGACGAUGGAACGGUCAUUGUGUGUCAUGGAAUGGUGUACAAUGACUUGUUGAAGAAUCCUCUGAUUGUGCCUGUGAAGAUUCUAAAGGGUCACUCCAUUUCCCAGGGUCUGGGAGUCUUAGACUGUGUGUUCCACCCCAGCCAGCCCUGGGUUUUCUCCUGUGGGGCAGAUACAACCAUCAGACUGUUUACGUGACCCUCCCUAGUCUGGGUCAUUCCUGGUGGGGAGUCCCUCAGCUGUUAUAGGAGUAUUGUGCUCCAGAAAAGACUGUGUGACACAAUGAAGAUAAAUCAUGAAUGAAACGUUGUAGAGAGACAUCAUAGAGAUACUUCUGAAUGAUAUCUCAGAUACUUCUUACAUGGUUUUUGCAUUUCAUUUUUGUGGAAUGAGACUAUAU
Messenger RNA from Saccostrea echinata, 2555 nucleotides. RefSeq names its product ribosome biogenesis protein bop1-A-like. Gene Ontology annotation, cellular component: preribosome, large subunit precursor; PeBoW complex. The transcript is spliced from 20 exons. Lineage: Eukaryota; Metazoa; Mollusca; Bivalvia; Ostreida; Ostreidae. The coding region runs from base 2 to 2353 and encodes 783 amino acids. Gene Ontology annotation, biological process: ribosome biogenesis; maturation of LSU-rRNA from tricistronic rRNA transcript (SSU-rRNA, 5.8S rRNA, LSU-rRNA). The record is from RefSeq and is a predicted model, not a curated record. Gene Ontology annotation, molecular function: ribonucleoprotein complex binding; protein binding.